Molecule: messenger RNA, 867 nt
Organism: Solanum verrucosum
Lineage: Eukaryota; Viridiplantae; Streptophyta; Magnoliopsida; Solanales; Solanaceae
Exons: 2
Coding region: 1-867 (288 amino acids)
Source: RefSeq, a predicted model, not a curated record
AUGGUGGACGACAACAUCUCAUCAAGUUCCUUUUUGCAGGGAACAACCGUGAGAAUACAGACCUCCACGGUCACCACUCUACCAUCUCCUAGCCUUGCUCAUCAGUUACCGCUUAAACUUACAUCGUCAAUUUUUUUGUUGUGGAAGACACAGUUCCUUUCGAUGGUUCGCGGUUGUGGACUUGGUCAUCAUAUUGAUGGUAGUCAGGUAAUUCCAGGGCAGUUUAUGUCUGAUGAUCAACCUAACCCAGACUACCAUAAGAACAGAUCAACUUGUGUUAAGUUGGAUCGUUGCUUCCGUUCGAAGCCUCAAAUUCGUGAGCUGAAAACACAACUACACACGUUGCAACGAGACAAUACUAGUAUUGAGUCCUAUGUGCAAAGGGCAAAAAGAAUUGCGGACAAGUUGGCUGCAUUGCAGCAUCUAGUUACUAAUGAUGAUUUGGUCGAAUUUGUUCUUGCUGAACUGGGACCAGCCUAUCGACCAUUUACAAGAUCACUUGAAUCGUGUCAAGAGGAUAUCUCAUUUGAUGCUUUAUAUGGACUAUUGUUGAAUGAAGAACGACAAUUAAAGAGAAAUGAGACUCUUAAUGUCAUAGCGCCGACGACACUCUAUACUCAGAGUUCCUAUCCUCCCGGUCGCAGUCGCGGUCAUGGUAGAGGUAGAGGUAACAGGGGCCGCGGACGUUUCCAAAAUCAUGGUUUUUCUCAGAUGCCCCAACAACGUGGUUUCCAGAAUACCACUCAAUCCUCUAAAGGCCAUAUCGCACAAGUUUUCCCAUCACCCAAGACAUCUAAUGGCACUCGGGUUUCUGGACGACCUAUCUCCAACCUAGCAAAUACCCAACAUUCAUCUACCCAAAAUUAG